UUCUAGUCAACUCUAAUCAGUUGCAAAAAUGGCGUUUGCUAGGGUGGCAAGACGACCCAUUGGAGUCUUCUUUUAUAAUGCUAGUGGUAGAUUUAGUUCGGGGAAUGAGUACUCUACAGUGGCAACCAAGUUAGAAACUCUAUCACAUUACAAGACCUCUGUAUUAUUGUCUAGAUACGCAAGCCCAUCUCGUGGUUUUGGGAAUUUCUUGCGGAGAUUCAGCUCGGAGUCUCCUGCUGUAGUUGACCAGAUGAGCCUCAUCAAGCAACUGAGGCAAAGAACCAGUGCUCCCAUUAAGGAUGUUAAAGCUUCUCUAGUUGAAUGCAACUGGGACAUUGAGGCUGCUCAGAAGGAUUUGAGGAAGAGAGGAAAAGUAUUGGCUUCCAAAAAGUCGUCAAGGACAGCUGCUGAGGGUAUGCUUGCUGUUGCUCAAGAUGAGGGGAAAGUUGCUGUGAUUGAACUAAACUGCGAGACAGACUUUGUUGCUAGAAACGACAUUUUCCAGUACUUGGCUUUAGCUAUGGCGAAACGCGCUUUGCUGGUUGAAAAUAGUUCUCAGGAAAUUUCUGGUGUCUUCCCCUUUGGGCCUGAGGUUUUUGAGGCAGAAAGUACAGGCAAGUCUCAGAUGGCUGUUGAGAAGAUGGUGGAAGGCCGUCUCCGUAAAUAUUAUGAAGAAGUUGCUCUAUUGGAGCAAAAGUUCAUUGUGAACGAUUCUAUAAACAUAAAGACAUUGGUGGAUAAUUUGUCAAAGGAAGUGGGUUCUCCGGUGAAGGUUGCCAAUUUUCUGAGAGUUGAGGUUGGGGAAGGAAUCGAAAGGCUUGAAGCAUCUGAUGAACCGGUUGCUCAAACUGCUUGA
Molecule: messenger RNA, 856 nt
Organism: Eruca vesicaria subsp. sativa (arugula)
Lineage: Eukaryota; Viridiplantae; Streptophyta; Magnoliopsida; Brassicales; Brassicaceae
Source: the annotation of a GenBank genome assembly